Messenger RNA from Symbiodinium pilosum, 705 nucleotides. The record is from the annotation of a GenBank genome assembly. NCBI's taxonomy places the organism in Eukaryota, Dinophyceae, Suessiales, Symbiodiniaceae.
GCUCUGGCCAAACUCGGGUUGGAGUGCCGGAAGGUGAGUCGUCGAGACAUCGCAGCGGUCUUGGCCAAGCGCCAGGACGGUGCCACCACCGUGUCUGCGACCAUGAUUUUUGCCCACCAGGCUGGAAUACCAAUCUUCGUCACUGGUGGAAUCGGUGGAGUUCAUCGUGGGGCGGAUGUCACCUGGGAUGUGUCAGCAGACCUGACAGAGCUCGGGCGAACUGCUGUUUGCGUUGUCUGCGCGGGUGCAAAGAGCAUCCUUGAUCUCCCCAGGACGUUGGAAUUUCUUGAAACGCAGGGCGUCUGCGUUGCUGGGUAUAGGACCAACGACUUCCCGGCUUUCUUCACGCCUCGCAGCGGCCUGCCGACCAGCUGCAGUGUCGAUGGUCCAGAAGAGGCUGCGAGAAUCCUUGCACAACAGCUGCAGGCAAAUCUUGGCUCUGGCAUUGUGCUGGCCGUGCCUGUGCCUGAGAGCCUGGCAGCGGAGGGUGCCAAAGUAGAGGACGCAACCAGGGCUGCCGUGGAAGAAAGUAUGAAGCUUGACAUCCGUGGGAACGAGGUGACACCUUUCCUUCUGAAACGCAUAAACGAGCUCACAGGAGGGGAGUCACUUCGCUCUAACAUCGCUCUGGUUAAGCAUAACGCCGAGGUUGGAGCUGCGGUUGCCCUGGAGCUUGCAAAGCUGCACCGCAUGUCUCGCCUUUAA